AUGGAUACCCUGACAAAUGGUCCAGCGAGAAAUAGACAGAGAAAAAAUACGGAGGAAAGGCGAAAGGGCAAUGCCAAGGAGCUGAGCCGCCUCGCAUCCUACGAAGCCGCUCGCGAGUCGCUGAUGUUUAGGCCAUGGAAUAACUUGGCAACGUUCCAGACGGUUGGGGACGUUUUGGCCGACGUUGGCAUCAGUGACGAGGCAUGGAAUGGAUGGCUACAUCACAUAGGUCCCCUUGGCAACGAUCUUCGUGUACUGGCAGCACUGCCGGCGGUGGCAGUGGUCGCAGCUGUCGGCCAAACUAUAAAGGCAGACGGUGCACCACUUAAUCCUGUGGAGGCGACCCAGGUGGGGUUAUGCUGGCGAACGGCGAGAAGGGUGACAGCAAUGAACUCAGGAAUGGACGAGGCACAGUUCAUCGAUGUGGAUCCAUGGGCCCCUCAAGAAACGGGAAGUGCUCCUACGGUGGCAAAGCCAGGGUCUACGGGAGUUAAAGAACAUGUACUCAAAAUGGCUUCACUGAUUGAUCAGAGCGAUGAAUCUGAGCUGAUGCCCCCUACAUUGGAGGAGACCCACAUUUGGACGCAAAACUUUGUCAUGGUGAUGGGUGCUAUGCCGGAUGAUGUAGAGGAACCAACGGCGAAUCAACUUGCAGCUUUGAAUAAACGCGUGGUAAAGUUGCUGGCGGCUCCAUACGUGGAUUUUGCGGUGUGGACACCUUUUGAGAGGAGAGCGGCAAAGUCGCAUCGCUUCAGGGUGUUCACUCCGUUGGGAAAUGGUCAGUUCUUGCAGAGGGACUUGCCGGGACCGGGAAACUUUAUGGCUUGGUCGGCGAGUUGGAGGGUCUUCAGGGCUGCAGCACUCAUGUUGAAGAUUUGCAGUCUGGCAGCCGUGGAAGCCUACUACCGUCACAUUGAGAAGCUGGUGACACAGUGGCCGCAGUGUUGGGGGCUGAUUUACAGUGCGGACGACACCGCAAGGGCAGAGAAGUUGGAAAAAUGGAGGAGGCAUUGGACGCUUGAGCAAGGAAGGGGUCGACAGGUGCCGAAUGAUUGGGAUGCCAACGACCCUUGGUCAUGCGUGUUUUUGUCGGUGAUUGGGGAUGAGAAGUUUUGGUCAGAGAAGGUGCAUGUACCUGCAUCAUCGUGGCUAGCGGCGGGAGGCAGAGGUGUCCCUGUUGUGGCUGGUGAGGCAGCCGUCACAUCACAGUUCCCCGGCCUGAAGGAGGACUCCGAGGAGGACAAGGCGCACGGAGGUCGGGAGAUCAGAAAGGAGAAAAGAAUCAGGAAGCGCAAACGGGUUCAAGCGGACCUUCAGGAGUUAAAGAACAUCAAGGCGGCAAACGAGAGAGCUCAUGACAGACCAGCCCCACCGUCGAAGGGCAAGGGCAAGUCGAAAAGCAAAGAUCAAGCGGGAGCUCCAUUGUGCUUCAGCUGGGCAUCCAAUAGUGGGAGCUGUGCAAACGUUCCACCUGGAGGAGAGUGCAAAGGAACUUUCCGCUCAAGCAUGAAUCCCGAGGGUGAGCUUGGCGUGGACUGGGGCGGCGAUGAAGACCCAGGCCAAAGCGCCGACGCGAGCCCUCAGGAGCCUGAGGCAAAGAGGCAGAAGCUGGAGUCGCCCACAAAGGACCCCUCGGUGAUGGCCGAAGCGGAGAUGAACGUAGAGAAGGCGACAAAGGAGCUGCCGGAUGCAAAACCUCCUGAACAAGUCAAAAAGGCUCUGGAGGAGUCCAAUAGUUUUGAUGAAUACAGGCAGAAAAGAGUUUUCACCUAUUUGCAUGUGUUUUCAGGCCCAGAAGAUGUGUUGGGAAAGGCGAUAAAGUUUGAGGCGGAGAAGGAGCGUCUGAAGUGCGAGAUAAAGUCGCUGGACAAGCUGAUCGAUGGCAAGGUCGACAUGAGCAGCGUGGAACAACAUCGGGGCCUGUGCCAGGAGGUCAAGGAGGGCGUGUACGAUGGAAUGCACGCGGGAUUCCCGUGUGGCUCCUUUUCAAUUGCAAGGUGGUCGAAAAAUCCGGGCCCGCCACCUGUGAGGUCCACCGCAGAGAUCUAUGGCCUCAGCUCGAACCCACCAGAACGUCAAGCAGAAGCAGACAGAGGUACUCUCAUGGCGGCACAAAGCGGCUGGCUCAUGGAGGCACAGGUGGAGUCCGACAUGGCCCGUCGAGUUCCCACAGCGGCGACAAUAGAGAACCCUCCAGGUGACGAUAGGUGUGGACCUGCAUGGGAGUUGCCGGAGAUAAAGCAGACCUUGGAGAAGAUCGGUGCGAGUAAGGUGCCUUUCAACACGUGCGCCUUUCAGCAAAGACUCAAGGUGCGCCACUUCAAACCUGCGAUGUGGGCAGGGAAACUGGAAGGACUACCUUCCCUGAGCAAGGUCUGCCGCUGUCCCUCAUGGAUCAUUCAUGAGGCACUGGUGGGCAAAGCCAAGACCGUCAAAGCGGGCAGGUACCCAGACGAACUUUGUGAGGCCGUGGCAAAGCUCGUGGUGGCGGGAUGGAAGAGGACCGUCAAACUGGAGUUUUGGAGGUUCCAACUUGUCAGACAAUCCAAGGCAGUAUCGUCGCUACAACACAAGUGGUUGCUGAACGAAGAGAAGCGGUUCGACAAACCACAGGAGACAAAGGAGUCAGACAAGAAGUUUGCAAACUCCUUGACAAGAGCGUUGGCUGCGGGAGACACCGAAAAGGAGUACAUCCCUUCGUCCUCAAGGAGAGCAUCCAACAAGGAGAUCAAGGAGAUGCAGAAUCAGGAAGCCAUAGGCGGCAUGAGAAAUCCCUCCAGAGCAGUUGCAAGACUUCACAUGGUGCGAGAAGUUGGAGAUCAACUCAGAAGGGAAUGGAACGCCUUCGAGUUGGAGGAAUGGGACAUCGUGGACGUAGCUUGCGCUUAUGGUUCAGAGGAGGCAAAGUUCUUGCAGGUGAGAGUUGAGGAAUGGGAGAGACGAGUCAAAAAGAUGUGGAACAUGCGAGACGAGGACAAGGAGGUGAUCUUGAAGCAGCCUGAGGAGUUCACGUCACCGCUGAUCUAUGAGCUCUUGGAAGGAAUGGCAGAGAAGGACCCGGAAGAAAUCCCGGAGGUAGAGUUCUCGGUGUUGAAGGAAACGUCGAACUACAAGAGCGUCUCUGAAAACAAGGAAGACGCCACCAUCGAGAUCAGGAGAUACCUCGAGAAGGGUUUCGCUGUCAGGAAGACUUGGGAGGAAGUGCAAGAGCGUUUUGGUUCAGGCACUUGCUCAAAGAUGGCGCUGAUAAUCAAGGACCGCCCAGACGGAGGAAAGAAGCGCAGGAUCGUGAUCGACAUGAGGAGAUCACAGGGAAACGCCCGCUGCAGAGUGAGCGAAAGGAUCACCUUACCAAGGAUCCAAGACUUGGCGCAGGGGAUCAGAGGCAUGAUAGCAAGAUCAGAAGACCUUAAAGGAAUCCUUUACAAAAGGUAUGGUGACAAGGGUCUGGAGAACUGGGACGAGUUAGAGUUCGUCAUGAUUGACUUGAGGGAUGCAUUCUGCCACCUCGCCAUAGACCCCAGGGAAUGGCGACACACCGUCACGCCAGACGAAGCAGAGGUGGGAGCAUUGGUAUGGCCGGCAAUGCUCUUUGGCUACAAGGCGGCCCCGCUGCACAUGGGCAGGCUGGCUUCGGCAAUUGGAAGGGUCCUGCAGUCUAUGGUGUCAGCAGCAGAGAUGACAUCGCAGAUCUACAUGGACGACAUCAUCCUGGUGUUGCGAGGGCCCCGCAAACAUCGAAACCACGUCCUUGCCAUGGUGCUCUACAUCCUCCGAAUCUUGGGGGUGCAGAUUGCGUUGGAAAAAGGAGAGCGGGGAUCCAGAGUGAAGUGGAUAGGCACCACGCUUGAACUUCAACAAGCAGAACUCAUGAUUGGGAUUCAGGCAAAGAUGCUGGAGGAGAUCGAAGCCGAAGUCAAGAAGUGGCCACAGAUGGGUAUGGUGCCCUUACGUGAUGUCCGCAAGAUCACAGGAAAGUUGAGCUGGAUAGCAGGGGUGGUGCCCAGAGCAAAAUGGGUGGUGAACGCCCUCUACGGCACCAUGACAUCGGUGCUGAGAGACGAGGCAGAGGGCCUGGAGGACAUGAGGGCAUCCAAGCGGGCAGACACCAGGCCGAAGAAAGGGCUGGUGCCUUACAAGCGCCUCAAGAACCCAAUUGACUGGCUGUGCAAGCUGAUGCAGAGGAAGGACAUCCUGCUGUUCAGGGCGGAGCCGUUUGUCGAGAAGAAGAUCCAGUACGGGCUGGUCACGGACGCAAGCCCAUGGGGGUUGGGAGGCAUGCUCAUCCGUCUCACCAUGGACGGCACUGCAUUCGAAAUCGUUGAGGCUUUCGAGGCAGAGUUCAAGCCGGAGGACGCAAAGAUGCUGAAAGUGGAGUACGGUGAGGCAUCCUCCCAAAGUGUAGUUGAGACGCUGGCAGUACUCCGAGGACUGCACAAAUGGGCCUCGAUCUUCAAAGGACGUCUAAUCUUGCUACGGAGUGAUUCGACAGUAGCGUUGGGGGUCACGAAGAAGACGGGUAGCUCAUCGCCCCAGCUCAACUACCUGGCGGCAGAGAUCUCCUUGAUGCUUGAGCUGCAUCGCAUGCAGCGGGUGGUCGUGCAGCAUCUGCGGGGCGCUGACAACAAGGAGACGGAUUGGCUCAGCAGAAUGCACGACCGAGGAGACAAGCCGAAGUCCCUGGAAGGAGUGAAGAUUUUUCGUCUUGCACCUUGCCACACGUGUAAGGAAUUAUUUUCACUCACCCCUCCUGGUGCGGAGGGCCAUGGAGAAUGGGCCGGGGACUUGGUGCCUGCAGACACUUUCAUUGCAGGCGGCUCGGAGUGA
Messenger RNA from Cladocopium goreaui, 4827 nucleotides. The record is from the annotation of a GenBank genome assembly. Lineage: Eukaryota; Dinophyceae; Suessiales; Symbiodiniaceae.